This is a messenger RNA of Brassica napus (rape), 1137 nucleotides long. RefSeq lists its product as uncharacterized. The coding region runs from base 1 to 1137 and encodes 378 amino acids. Gene Ontology annotation, molecular function: zinc ion binding. The transcript has a single exon. NCBI's taxonomy places the organism in Eukaryota, Viridiplantae, Streptophyta, Magnoliopsida, Brassicales, Brassicaceae. The record is from RefSeq and is a predicted model, not a curated record.
AUGAGGAGAGUUAUUGCAGUAGAUGGUACAUUUCUGAAGGGAAAAUUCAAUGGGACUUUAUUGGCAGCUUGUGCUCAAGAUGGGAAUUAUCAUCUAUAUCCUCUCGCCUUUGCAGUGGUUGACGCAGAAAAUGGCGCCUCUUGGAAAUGGUUCUUUAGAGGUUUGAGCCAGAAGAUCCCGGACGCUUCGGAUCUUGUUUUUGUAUCAGACAGGGCUAACUCCAUUUCUUCAGCGUUGGAGGAUGUAUAUCCCUUAUCUCACCAUGGAAUUUGCAGGAUCCAUCUGCUCCGCAACAUCACUCCUACAUAUGCGAAGACUGGGUUGCUACCUCUGGUGGAAAGCGCUGCUGAUGCCUAUACGUGUCACGAGUUCUGGUUAAUCUUCAAGGACAUAAAGGAUAAAUGUCCUGAAUUGGCUAAGUAUCUGGAAGAUUCUGAUUUUAGGAAGUGGGCACGAAGCUAUGCGCCUGCGAACAGGUAUAAUAUCAUGACUACCAACAUUGCAGAGUCUCUCAAUUCUAUGUUGAGGAUGCCUCGUGAGUUGCCCAUUAUCUCUCUCCUUGAAACUAUCAGAUUGACGAUGACCACUUGGUUUUUUGAGCGACGCGAAGCGGCUGCGAAACAUAAGCACCUGGUUACUCCAAAAGUUGUGCAGAAAUUGGUAUCUAGGUUAGGGGCCGCAAUGUUGUUGAAUGUGUAUCAAGUUGAUCGAAGCGAGUUUGAGGUGAAGAAUGAAACAAUGAAGUUUGUUGUUGACUUGGAGAAGCGGCAUUGCACAUGUAAUGUUUUCGACAUUGACAAGAUCCCCUGCAUCCAUGCCAUCGCUGCUGCUAAGCAUAUCAAGAGAGAUGAAAACCUUUUUGUUGAUGCUUCUCACUUGACAGAAACGUGGGCUAAAGCUUAUGCUGAAAGCAUACAUCCUGGUGGAGAGUUGUCAACGUCCACCUAUCCAGAGAAUAUUGAUGAACUGUCUUGCCCACCUCCAGCUACCAAAAAGAAAAGUGGACGCCCUCCUACAAAGAGAAAGAGAUCCGUUGGCGAGUUUGGGGUUCCUGGAUCUAAAUCUCAGUCCCACAAGUGCAGCAGAUGUGGCACAGGAGGGCACAACAAGAGCACAUGCGAGAGGCCUAUAGGAUGA